This is a messenger RNA of Leishmania braziliensis MHOM/BR/75/M2904, 1035 nucleotides long. RefSeq lists its product as hypothetical. NCBI's taxonomy places the organism in Eukaryota, Euglenozoa, Kinetoplastea, Trypanosomatida, Trypanosomatidae. The transcript has a single exon. Gene Ontology annotation, cellular component: cytoplasm. Bases 1 to 1035 code for a protein of 344 amino acids. The record is from RefSeq and is a predicted model, not a curated record.
AUGAGUAGCGAUGAGGAAUGCCCGGAACUGAUCUCGGCCCGUGUCCCGGUGACCAUCCUCACAGGGUUUCUCGGCAGUGGCAAGACGACGCUGUUGCACUACGUCCUGUCGGCGGAUCAUACAAUGCGUAUUGCCGUCAUUGUGAACGAGUUCGAGUUUGGCAGGGCCAUCGAGAAGGGUCUAACGCUAAAGAGCUCCGAGAAGCCGGACGAUGAGUGGCUGGAGCUGAAGAAUGGGUGCAUGUGCUGCACCGCCCAGACGCAGACGGUCAAGGCCCUCGAGUCCUUGAUGGAGCGCAAAGGCACGUUCGAUCUGAUUCUUGUGGAAACGUCCGGUCUUGCGGAUCCUGGGCCGAUCGCGGCAAUGUUCUGGCAAGAUGCGCCGCUCUGCGGCUACCUGUACCUGUCCGGCAUCGUGACCCUAGUCGACUCGGUGAACAUCUGCCGAUACCUGCACGACGAAGACGUGAUGCAGGAGGCGGAGCGGCAGAUCCUGAUGGCUGACAAAGUUUUGCUGAACAAGUGCGACAUUGCCUCUGCAGCGCAGCAAAAGGCGGCUCUCGCGGCGGUGCGGAAGAUCAACCCUGUGGCCGCUGUCAUUCAGAGCGAUCACUCACGCGUACCCAACCUACGAGACAUUCUGUUCAUCGACACAACCCGCGCGGCAACCGAGCUGGUGCAUCUUCACGAUAACCAUCCCUCCUCCAUCAGUGCGGUGUCACUGGAGUUCUUUGACGCAGAGCGCGGCCUCGCCGUCAGCUCGCACCGCGACGUGCACGCCAUUGCUACUGACCUCCUGUACCGAUGCGAAGAGUACGGCUUCGAGGUGGUGCGGUGCAAGGCUGCGAUAUGGUGCUACGAGAAUGGGGAAUACGGCCUCCUGCAGCUCCAGAGCAUUGGCGACCUCUUUGACGUAACUCCGAUGGUGGGGCAGAGUGUGCCGUUCGGCUGCACACGCGCGUUGGUGCUCGGCAAAAAGCUGGAUGAGGAGAAGUUGCGAGCCAUCUUUGCCAAGCACCUGAAGGCGACCAAGUAG